ACGACGUCUUGUGGUAGACACGCGGUCAACCGCGCUGCUUCUUCCGUCUCUCGCGCGGCGGAAAGUCCUGGCGCCUGCGUAAUGUCAACCAUGCAUGCAGACCGAAGUAUAUAGGAGCGUGGCUGCCCACCGCGAGCGUCACAUUGCAUUCCCGACGUACGUCCAUCAAGCUUUGCCGAAGUUUGGAAUACUUGAGUGGCGGUCGGUGCACCCCCAGCUUCGGGCCAAAACAUCGGCGCCUUCUCGAAGACACCGAGCAUCGUGUUUGAUACCGAGGAUCGAUUCAGAUCGAGCACUUUCGGAAGCGGUAUCUUCGUCAAGGAACUGGCGGAGACCGGAUAUCCGAGCGAUUUUUUUUCCGGAACCAUCUUUCGCAUGUCGUAAAUCGAGGAUUUAUCGGCGCGAUAAGAACGUACGUCCGGCGACAGGAUUCAGGAUCACGCGCGAUUAAUAUGGGCAUCAGUUUUAUUCCGUUGAUCGUGGUAGCUAUGGUACCGAUCAUCACCGGUAAUUUUGCACAACGUGUCGUCGGGAAGAGGAGCUCCGAUAUUGCUAAUGUCGAUUAUUCCGAUUACUCACAAUCAGCCAAAUACGACGAUUAUCCGGUAAUAGUGCCAAAGAGGGCGGCUCUAUUAUUUGAUCAACUUAUGGUAGCUCUACAGAAAGUCGUCGAUAAUCACGGAAAAGGUGUGGUUGGAAGUAGAGACAUAAGCAAGUCAUCAGCUCCACGUUUUAUAGCCAACUCGGAAAUUUCUGAAACGGAUGACCAAACGAUGGAUUUGCAACGACGCGGACAAGCCAAAGGUCAAACCAAAGGUCAAGUUGCUUUUUGGCGUUGUUACUUCAAUGCUGUUACGUGCUUUAAGAGGAAGUGAUAAUGACCACGCCGCCGUCAAUUCUCCUCAAUUUCGAAGACCGAAAGAGAGUGCGCCGUUUCGUAUCAUUUUCUCGACUUAGCUGCAACA
Messenger RNA from Camponotus floridanus (Florida carpenter ant), 965 nucleotides. RefSeq lists its product as uncharacterized. The record is from RefSeq and is a predicted model, not a curated record. Lineage: Eukaryota; Metazoa; Arthropoda; Insecta; Hymenoptera; Formicidae. The coding region runs from base 453 to 875 and encodes 140 amino acids. The transcript has 3 exons.